Messenger RNA from Venturia canescens, 4493 nucleotides. RefSeq names its product protein toll-like. The transcript is spliced from 5 exons. Gene Ontology annotation, cellular component: plasma membrane. Gene Ontology annotation, molecular function: transmembrane signaling receptor activity; protein binding. NCBI's taxonomy places the organism in Eukaryota, Metazoa, Arthropoda, Insecta, Hymenoptera, Ichneumonidae. Bases 447 to 3680 code for a protein of 1077 amino acids. The record is from RefSeq and is a predicted model, not a curated record. Gene Ontology annotation, biological process: inflammatory response; toll-like receptor signaling pathway; immune response.
CGCUCCCGAGAACACUCGACUGGUUGUCCCGCGCUCGCUAUUCGCUCCGUCGCGUAUUCGAGUUUGUUUCGAUGAGCCAAACUGUCAUUUAUUCAAACAAUAAACUCUCACUGACUUUCGAGAAUUAUAAUAACGUUUAUUCGCGUCGGUAGUGGGAAUAACAACGAAUAUAUACGAAUAUGCAGUUGCGAAAUAUAAAAGUGUGCGCGAAUUGAGGUUAUACUUUGAUUCUCAGUAAUAAGUUAUUUCGCGUUCAUCCAUAUCCUUGUACGUAUUAAUUUAUACAUACGCCAAUACACAGUUAUUUACCUGUGUACACUUUCAUACACGAACACGAAGGAACAGAAGAAUAACCUUCAAUUCGCCAAGUCUAAAGCCACAUCGGGAUCUGUAGAUCAGACGGGAUCGGAGGUCGGAGGGAAAGGGAGGAGAAAAUAAAAGAGAUUAUGGAUUGGCGAUGGUGGUGCGUGCUUCUAUCGCUGUCGGUGUCCGCACGUGGCUCGGAGUGUCCCGAGGGCGCUGGAUGCAAUACUUGUAUACGAUAUCCCGAGGAUAUUUACCAGAUGACUUGCGCCACGGCGAACAAUGAGAUCGUAACAGUGGACAUGCGCGCGAACGAUUACGUGCAAAUGAAUUGCCGGAAGUCGGUGAAUUGGGCGACGUUUAAUAUCGGCUCGCCACAGAUAAUACGCGGUGUCAAAAAGGUUCUCUUCAAAAUGUGCAACUUACCCGAAGAAAAUGGACUCGCUUCGAUUACCAACAAAUUACUUAUCAAGGAUCUUCAGGAGCUGUAUUUCUCUUCGUACAAUAAUCUCAGCUCGAAACUCACCAACGAGACUCUGAAGGGCUUCAACAGUGUAAAAACUUUGUCACUUUUGAGCAACGAAUUUACCACACUCCCGGGAAGCCUGCUCGAGGAUAUGACCAACCUGACUUUUCUCGAUCUUCGGUACAACAAUUUGCAUCAACUGCCCAAAGAUUUUUUCACCCCGCCGAAGCUCGAACGCCUCGAGAUCGGCUACAACAAGCUCGCCUCUCUGGACCGAAACUCGUUCGGAAAUCUCUCGCGUCUCAAAAUACUCAACAUAUUUGACAACGAGAUCGCGAACAUCGAGCCCGAUACUUUCGACGGACUCGGGGCUCUCGAGAGACUCGAUUUAAAAUUGAACAAUCUCGAAAGCCUUCCGGCCCAAAUUUUUCAUCGUCUUUCCAAACUCAAGGCCAUCAAUUUGUCCCGCAAUAACUUCUCCGAAGGCUCGCUGCCCGCUGACCUCUUGAAAAAUUGCACCGAUCUCGAGGAAUUCACUCUCGAGGAAAAUUCGAGAAACAUGACCACGCUGCCCGAACGAUUUUUCGCGAAUUUCAUGAAACUCGGCACAAUCGAGUUGAAGAAAAUCGGAUUGACGAUCCUGCCCGAAAAUUUAUUUCAAGCCACCGUUAAUCUUCAAAAUCUCAAUCUCGAAAGGAACUUUCUGUCUACUCUACCGAGCAACAUCUUCCAAGAUAACUCACAUAUUUUGACACUCGAUUUGAGCUUCAACGAAAUAUCAUAUUUGCCCGAUGGCAUAUUUUCGAAUCUACGAGAUAUCGUCAGGUUGGAUCUCUCCAGGAAUCACAUCGCCACUAUUUCUGGGAACCUUUUCUCCGGAUUAUCAUCCCUGCAGGAGUUGAACAUGGAAAGAAACAACAUGACCGACAUCGAUUUGGAAGCGUUUAUUUCUCUGCAAAAAUUGAAGAUAGCGAGAUUCUCGUACAACUCGCUCACGCUUAAAUCCUUGUGGGGAGUACUCGGUUCGCCCUUCAAAUCUUCCACAGAACUUGAAGAGCUUCACUUGGAUUACAACAACAUUUCUGACAUAUUCGACGACUGGAUGUUGACAAUGAACUCUCUUCGAUUGUUGAAUCUCUCCCACAACAGCUUCCAAAUUAUAACGGACGGAGAUUUGCAGUUUUUUUCACCGUUCGUACAAGUCGACUUGUCUUACAACAAAAUCCGUCAUAUUAAUCUGGACAAGGUGGAAAUUUGGGCGACCGACCGAGACGACCAGCGGAACGUGAAGGUUUCGGUGGAAAAUAAUCCGAUUGAAUGCGAUUGCGAGCUUUAUAGUUUGCUCCGUUAUCUCGAGGGAGAAUUGCAUCCUAACGUGCAAAAUGCUUUCCACUUGGUUAUUGGACAAUUGAAAUGCACCGGGCCGCAAGACUUCGCUGACAUAGCGAUUAUCGAUCUAAAGUCCAGUACUUUAACAUGCGACAUUAAAGUCACAAGAAACGAGAGCGAUUGUCCGAGCUUGUGCACUUGUUAUUCGAGGCCUUUUGACAAAGCUUAUAUAAUUAAUUGUUCGAACGUCGGUCUCACGGAGCCGCCUCAAAGCGUUUGUACAGAAAGUCCACAUUCGAGUAUACAUUUGAAUCUUAGCGGUAAUUCAUUGAACGUAAUGCCUGAUUCUGAGGGAUGUGGUUACGACGAAGUUACCGUAUUGGACUUGACUCACAACAAUAUCUCGAAAAUCUCCGUUGAAAAUCUUCCGAGAAAUCUAACGGUGCUGAAAUUGAAUAACAACGGAUUGUCAAGGUUGAAUCAAGACGUUAUUGCUCGGUUAGAAAACUCGUCAAAACUGUUGGACCUGACGUUACACUCGAAUCCGUGGGACUGCGAUUGCGAAGCACGUCAAUUUUUCAACUUUGUACAAAAGAAGAGCAUCAAACUUCCUGAACUCAUGAAGAUCACUUGUUCCGGUAGAGAAUCACUUCCGAUUCACCAAAUGACCCCGGACGAGCUCUGCCCCACGAGUAACACGUGGAUCAUCGUCGGUUGUUCCCUAGUUGCUCUUCUCGGUUUGAUCCUCGGGACUCUAGCCGCUGUGUACUAUCGUUAUCAGAUGGAAAUCAAAGUUUGGCUUUACGCGAAAAAUUUGUGUCUCUGGUUCGUGACGGAGAACGAGCUCGACAGAGACAAACUCUUCGACGCGUUCAUCAGUUAUUCUCACAAAGACGAGGACUUCGUCGUUAAUGAUCUGAUACCGAAACUCGAGGCGGAGCCAAGGCCAUUCAAGCUGUGCGUACACUUCCGAGAUUGGCUGGCCGGCGAAUGGAUACCGAAGCAGAUCGCACGCUCGGUCGAAGAAUCACGACGCACGAUCGUCGUGCUGUCGCCAAAUUUUUUGGAAAGCGUCUGGGGCCGCAUGGAAUUCCGGGCUGCUCACAGCCAAGCUCUCAGCGAAGGGAGAGCGCGAGUGAUCGUUAUUUUGUACGGUGACAUUGGUCCAACGGAGGAACUCGAUCCUGAGCUCAACGCAUAUUUGAGCAUGAAUACAUACGUUAAGUGGGGCGAUCCGUGGUUUUGGCAGAAGCUCGAAUACGCGAUGCCACAUCCGCCCGGAAUAAAGAAGCGUAAAUCACGUAAAAGCAUUUUUGAAAGUACGCAGCCUCCUCGCAUCGCAAUGCCAAGCGACAAAUCCGAAUUAAUAAACUCAUCGGGGACUCCCUCCACACCGCCUAUUUCAACCACACCACCCGCUGAUUCUGUCAAAAUUUUCAUAGUCAACGGUGUCACGGACAACGAAUAUGAAAAGCCAGCGAUCAACAACAUCGAUCGAAAUGCCUUACCUCCAGCUAUCACUGAUUUAAAUCCUAAUAAAAGUAACAGUGUCUUCAACAAAAUUCAGUGCACGACCGUUUGACGCGAUACUUUCUGACUCGAAAAAUAUUAAAUCGUAUCUUUCUCACCGAAGUUGACGAACAUUUGAGAAUUCCUAGAGCUGAAAGAAAAAAAAAACAAAAAAUGGGACGCGACACGUUCGCGGGAAAAAGAGCAUUUUCCAUUCUACGCGCUAUGCCAGUAAAUAUUUUUCACAAAUUAACAGUGUACUCGGACGAGUUACUUGAAAUAGAACUUGAAUGAAAAUCGACGAGAGACGUUACUCCCGGUAGAGAACAAACUUCGGAAGAAGAUUAUUCGGACGAGCCCCUUCUGGGCCUUGCGACUGCCAUUGUUCUCUCAAUUUCAAUUGACCGUUAGAACCUUGAUCAACUUGACGCGAUCCGUUUUGAAAAGGAUCCACCGUGCUACCGUUUUAUGAACUUCGCACCAAAUGACUGAAAAAUAUCGAUACGCGAUGUUUCAUUUGCAUUUGAUACUCAUUUUUUCCUCAUCAUUUUAAUUUAUUACGGACACUAAUAUAAUGUCAUCAGUAACAAAAAAACAAACAUCAUUCUUCCGGCAACUGAUUGCCGAAUUUAGACGUUAUAAAAAUACAUACUGAAAUUGUAAAAAUUUCGAUAUUUUUGACCAUUCAAAAAUUCAGGUGAAUUUCGUAUGUGGCUGAAAGAUUUUUUUCGAAAUUGUCCUAUUUUUGACAACAUGAUCCGUAAUUUCUGUAAGACUGAGCAUAAUUAUAGUUCACCACGUUACCGUCAUAAAUUGUAAUUAAAAUUGUAUAUAUAGAUAUAAUUUUGUAAGCGUACAAAAUAAUAAAUAUUCGAAUAGUUGUUAA